UUGCCCAUGUCAGUGCUGGCUUCGUACAAGAGCGGCUCUCUGGGAAGCUUAAUCUCAUAUGUAGCGAGGAGACACUCAAGGUUUGCUGAGGUUGUUAAAUUUCGAUUUGUCAUGUCAGGAAGGCGGAGUACCUUUGCUGGAGGAGAAACCCAGCCGAACAAUCGUUUCAGAUCGGCAACAGAUGCCUCUCACAUCAAAGCCCAAAAGAGACAAUGUAGUUGCCUGGAGGUUGUUCGGGAAACUAUCCCUGCUCUGGUAAAUUCCUCUCACAAAGGACACCUGGGUAGAAUAGGGAUAAUAGGCGGAUGUCAGGAGUAUACAGGUGCACCUUACUUUGCAGCAAUAUCAGCUUUGAAAGCUGGUGCAGAUUUGUCCCAUGUGUUCUGUACAAGCGAUGCUUCUGUGGUUAUUAAGUCAUACAGCCCUGAACUUAUUGUCCAUCCUGUUUUGGACAGAAAAACAGCUGUAAAAGAAGUGAAAGAUUGGCUUCCAAGACUUCACUGCAUUGUAGUUGGCCCAGGAAUGGGUAGAAAUCCAACCAUCAUUGAAAAUGUCAAGGGAGUUCUUGAGCUUGCAAAGGAGCAGCAAAAACUUCUAGUCAUAGAUGCAGAUGGGCUUUACAUGGUUACAUCCUAUCCAGACAUAAUCAAGAAUUAUACCAAAGCAAUACUCACACCAAAUGCUAUGGAAUUCACAAGAUUAUACAGCACAUUGUUUGGUCGUGAACCUGACCCAUCUAUAGACUGUUCCAGUCAUGUGACACAGUUAUGCCGCGAGUUAGGCGGAGUUACCAUAUGUCGCAAAGGGCAAGAAGAUAUCAUUGCAGAUGGGAAAGAUGUUGUAAACUGCAGAACAGAAGGUAGCAAUAGACGUUGUGGAGGUCAGGGUGACCUACUAUCUGGCUCCAUGGGUGUGUUCUUCCAUUGGACAGAUAUGGCAUUCAAAAAAAUGAGCAAAGAGGAAAGAGCAUGUUCGUAUGGUCGAUCUCUGGUAGCAGCAUAUGGGGCCUGUGCACUAACAAGGACUUGCAACAGACUGGCAUUUGCUAAGUACCGGCGGAAUAUGACGACAACCGAUAUGAUACCAGAAAUUCACGAUGCCUUUGAACUGUUAUUUCCCGAGAAAAAGUCAGACGAACCAGUUAUAAGACAGGAACACACCGUAUAGAGUUCUCAAGUUCGAUAAAGAUGGUAUUUUGGCCGAAUUACUUCCUAAUUAAGGACUAGCAAGCAAACAAAGACUGCAAGGUGCUCAAUUGAACUUUGUUCUUUGGAAGCGGUUUUCUAAUUCUUAAUAGAGCGCCUUCGGUGGAGUGUCCUAAAACCAAUCGGUGGAGUCUUAACAACCAAUCAGAGCGAAGAAAAUAUCACAAGGAACCAAUGAGAACAAAAAGCAAAGACAAGCAAACUUCAUGAAUUAAAAGCGCGGUAAAACUGGGAUGACCAAGUCGCGAUUGGAUGUAGUUUUUUUCAGCUGAUUGGUUGAGAGAGUGGCGCGUGUUUUCUGGACCAAUCACAGACAGAAAGUAAACCAAAACUAAUGUAAUUUCGGUGUACAUUCGACGAUGGAUUGAAAAUUGCUACAGCGCGGUUUUAUGA
Pocillopora verrucosa is the source of this 1598-nucleotide messenger RNA. Its product is annotated as ATP-dependent (S)-NAD(P)H-hydrate dehydratase-like. Gene Ontology annotation, molecular function: ATP-dependent NAD(P)H-hydrate dehydratase activity. Gene Ontology annotation, biological process: metabolite repair. The record is from RefSeq and is a predicted model, not a curated record. Lineage: Eukaryota; Metazoa; Cnidaria; Anthozoa; Scleractinia; Pocilloporidae.